Camellia sinensis is the source of this 3550-nucleotide messenger RNA. Lineage: Eukaryota; Viridiplantae; Streptophyta; Magnoliopsida; Ericales; Theaceae. The record is from RefSeq and is a predicted model, not a curated record.
AGAUUUUGUACUCCCAACAAACAAAACAAUAGUAGCUCCAAUCUCCAAUCUUUCUGGCCUCCAAAGGAGAUGAAAGUGGAAGAAAAGAACAGAGAAAAAGGGCAAAACUUUCCCUUUUACCAAACAAAAGACAGAAAGUGAAAGUCUGAAUUUUUUCCCCCAUUUGGAUUCCUUCACUUUGAUCUCUCACGCUCUCUGCAGCUCUGCUCCCCCAUUUUUGUUUUUUUCGAUUUGGGUUUGUAAAGCCGAGCCAAGAGGUUAGUGGGUUUGUUUGAUUUUGGUUACUUUUCUACCAAAAAAAAAAAGAAGGGUUAGUGGGUUUCUCUAUCCUCCAUAUAGUUUUUGGUUUUUUUUGUUAUUAGUAGAUUCGGUAGAAUUGAAUGUGGUUCAGGUUGUGUUUCUGGUAGAGAUCAUACCUAAUCAUUGGUGGGUCUUUGGCCUCUUCUGGUUUGUUAUUGCCUUUUAUUUUGAAAACACUAUUAUAUAUCUGUUAAUUUUUUUGGCAAAAGUUAAAGGAUACUAAAGUUUUGUUCCAUCAUUUCUGUAUAAUGGAAAGAACAAUAGAUUUAGAUGACUUUGAUUGCAUAUACCCAGAAUUUUCUUUUAUUUCUUGUACUCUUUUCUGGAAAUUUGAGUUGUACUGUUAAUAUGAGUAAACCUAUAUUGUGAUUUUGAGUUUUUAUUUUUUUUUAUAGAAGUUCUGUUGCUUUGGUCGGUUGGGAGAGUUUUUGAGUUGAGGGAAGUGUUUGUGAACAAAAUGAGGUGUUUUUGUUUCCAAUUCUGCUGAUUUUUGAGUUUUGAGUGAAACACUUUUGGGUAUUGUGGAGAUCUGGGACUUGUUUCAACUCUUUGUCCCAUGAGGACUUUCUUACCCUCUGAAUCUUGUAAAGAAACACAGCUCAAUGCUGUCAGUCCACAGUCAUGGCUCCAAGUUGAAAGAGGGAAAUUUUCCAAAUUCUCAUCUCAGUCUCAGUCACAGUCUUCCAUAGAAUCUUUUAUCAAGGUCCCAGAACCACCGGUUCUUCCAUUCUUUAAACCAGUUGAUUAUGUAGAAAUUUUAGCUCAAAUUCAUGAAGAAAUAGAGUCAUGCCCUCCACAUGGGAGGUCAAAUCUCUAUUUGUUGCAAUAUCAGGUCUUUAAGGGUCUCGGGGAAUCCAAGCUGAUGCGAAGAAGCCUUCGAUCAGCUUGGACAAAGGCAAGAACAGUCCAUGAGAAAAUUGUCUUUGGAGCAUGGUUGAAGUAUGAGAAGCAAGGUGAAGAGCUCAUCACUGACCUAGUUUCCUCUUGUGGUAAAUAUGUUAAGGAGUUUAGGCAGAUAGAUAUAGCCUCUGAGCUCCCUACUGAUACAAAAUUGAGCUCCAUUGGAGCUAUCGCGAUGAAUGGAAAUCGGGUUUCAAGAACUGUCUCUUUCUGGGUUGGAGAUGAGAAAAUAGAAUGCGAUAGGCAGAAGAUUGCGGGCCUGUCGGAUCCAUUUAAUGCUAUGCUUAAUGGGGGUUUCACGGAAUCACUGUGUGAGGACAUAGAUUUUUCUAAAAAUAAUAUUUCUCCAUCGGGUAUGAGGGUGAUCAGUGAGUUCAGCAUGAUGGGAAGUAUAAAUGAAGUUGCCUCAAAGCUAUUAUUAGAAAUCUUGGUGUUUGCCAACAGAUUUUGCUGUGAAAGGCUCAAAGAUGCUUGUGAUCAGAAGCUUGCUUCUUUGGUUUCCUCCAAACAAGAUGCCGUGGAACUAAUGGAAUGCGCUCUUGACGAGAAUUGUCCUGUCCUUGCUGCAUCAUGUUUGCAAGUGUUUUUGCACGAACUUCCCGAUUCUCUCAAUGAUAAUCAGGUAGUUCAACUACUAUGCAAUGCUAACAGGCAACAUAGAUUAAUCAUGGUUGGUCUGGCAUCAUUUUCACUCUACUGUUUGUUAAGUGAAGUUGCCAUGAACCUGAAUCCUCAGUCAGAUAAUACAGUUCUGUUCUUGGAAAGACUGAUAGAGUGUGCUGAAACUAAUCGGCACAGAUCUGUGGCAUAUCAUCAAUUGGGAUGUGUCAGACUCCUGAGGAAAGAAUAUGAUGUCGCUGAAGAGCUCUUUGAGGCAGCUUUAAAUGCAGGCCACGUUUAUUCUGUUGUUGGUUUGGCCAGACUUGGUUACAUUAAGGGCCACAAGAUUUGGUCUUAUGAGAAGCUUAGUUCUGUUAUUUCCUGUGGUACUCCACUUGGAUGGAUGUACCAAGAGAGGUCACUAUAUUGUGAAGGCAAUAAGAGGUGGGAAGACCUUGAAAAAGCAACUGAAUUGGAUCCAACACUUACUUAUCCCUAUAUGUAUCGAGCUGCAUCGUUGAUGAAGAAGCAAAAUGAUCAAGCUGCCCUAGCGGAAGUCAAUCGGGUACUUGGGUUCAAACUAGCAUUAGAAUGCUUGGAACUCCGAUUUUGUUUCUAUCUGGCUCUUGAGGACUAUGGAGCAGCACUUCGUGACGCUCAGGCUAUUCUUACGCUUUCCCCAAAUUAUAGGAUGUUUGAGGGAAGAGUUUCAGCUUCCCAACUCUGUGUUCUUGUGCGUGAACAUGUCGAGCAUUGGACAACAGCAGAUUGUUGGUUACAAUUGUAUGAUAGGUGGUCUUCGGUUGAUGAUAUUGGAUCACUAUCCAUAAUUUAUCAAAUGCUUGAAUCUGAUGCAGCGAAGGGAGUUCUAUACUUCAGACAGUAUUUACUUCUCCUCAGAUUAAAUUGUCCAGAAGCAGCCAUGCAAAGUUUACAGUUGGCUCGUCAACACGCAUCAAGUGAACAUGAACGUUUAGUUUAUGAGGGAUGGAUCUUAUAUGAUAUGGGUCAUUGUGAGGAAGGGCUACGGAAAGCUGAGGACUCUAUAAGUUUUAUGAGAUCUUUUGAGGCCUUCUUUUUGAAAGCCUAUGCAUUGGCAGAUUCUAGCCAUGAUUCAUCUUGUUCUUCUACUGUCAUAUCAAUUCUUCAAGAUGCCUUGAAGUGCCCCUCAGAUCGACUUCGAAAGGGUCAGGCUCUGAACAAUCUUGGAAGUGUUUAUGUUGACUGUGGGAAACUAGACUUGGCAGCUGAUUGCUACAUCGAUGCCCUUAAAAUCCGGCACACCCGAGCCCACCAGGGUCUUGCUCGGGUUCACUUUCUCAGAAACAAUAAGACCGCUGCAUAUGAGGAAAUGACUAAACUGAUUGAGAAGGCUCAGAACAAUGUGUCUGCCUAUGAGAAGAGGUCAGAAUACAGUGAACGUGAACUCACAAAGGCUGAUCUAGAGAUGGUCACUCAUUUAGAUCCCCUCCGCGUCUAUCCUUACAGAUAUCGAGCUGCAGUGUUGAUGGACAACCACAAGGAAAAAGAAGCGAUAGCGGAAUUGUCGAGAGCGAUUGCAUUCAAUGCAGACCUCAACCUGCUACACUUGAGGGCAGCAUUUCACGAGCAUAUCGGUGAUGUUAUGGGUGCCUUGCGAGACUAUCGAGUUGCUGUCUCUGUUGACCCAAACCAUGAGAUGCUGGAACUUCACAGCAGUCGAGAGCCAUGAACCCCCAAAACACAAAAUAGAAAAAAAAAAAAAAAAAAA